GAUGUUAAUGCUGACCAUAAUACACUUCAUAACGCUCCCAGUACUCACAUCCAAGCUAGUGAGAGGUGAUACAAACAUGGACGAGAAACCGCCGCAACCAAUGAUAAGCUCUCGAGUGGUCCGGACUAAAUAUGGAGAUAUAAGAGGUUUUAUAGUCACACCAGAAUCAAGAUAUUUAGAACCAGUUGAAGUAUUUAGAGGUGUGCCUUAUGCGUCACCUCCAGUUGGAUCUUUGAGGUUUAUGCCACCAGUUUCUGGGGCCCAAUGGUCGGGGGUCAAAAUAGCCGAAGAGUUUAGUCCAGUAUGUCCGCAGGUGUUGCCAGAUAUAAGAAACGAAACGGCUGUUCUGAAGAGGAUAUCGAAAGGAAGAUUGGAAUAUUUGAAAAGGAUCUUGCCUUUUCUCACAAACCAAUCGGAGGAUUGUCUUUAUUUAAAUAUUUAUGCACCAGCACAAGCGGGCGUGCGGGACGCGAUCGCAAGAUACCCAGUCUUGGUAUUCGUCCAUGGAGAAUCCUACGAGUGGAGUUCAGGAAACCCAUACGAUGGUACCGUCCUAGCGUCCCACGCUGGAUUGGUUGUGGUCACCAUAAACUAUAGACUUGGGAUACUUGGUUUCCUCAAUCCCCGGUCAGACGACUACCCUCGCUCCCCUGCCAACUACGGCCUCAUGGAUCAGAUAGCAGCCUUGCACUGGAUCAAAGAAAAUGUUGCUGUUUUUGGCGGUGACCCGACUAAUGUGACCCUCAUGGGUCAUGGUACCGGCGCUGCUUGCGUACACUUCUUGCUGACCUCGCUGGCCGUGCCUGAAGGUCUACUGUUCCAUAGGGCGAUUCUCAUGUCAGGGUCAGGGCUGAGCCCCUGGUCUUUAGUAGCGGAUCCCAAUAAGUAUGCUGCGUUAGUGGCCACUCACGCAAACUGUUCACCAGAACUGACGCCUCCAGCGCUUCUGCGCUGUCUCCGUGAGCGCUCGCUCAAAGAGCUUCUCUCAGCACCGGUGCAAGCACCCGACUUCGCUUACGCUUUCGGUCCGAGCGUUGAUGGUGUUGUUAUAGAUACAGGUGACCUGCUCAUCAACCCAGAGAACGGAUACGAGUGGGGGGGGCAGACUGUCGCGCGGCUGCCCAUAGGGAAGGAAGGCCAGAACGCCAUCAACAUCAUCAACGCUGUGCUGAUGAGGAAGAGUGCUGUUGCUCAGCUCACCAAGUACGACCUCAUGCUGGGAGUGACGAAGGCCGAAGCCUACUUCUCAUUUAACGGAGAUGACGUGCAGUACGGCAUAGAAGCGGACAGGAGGUCGAAGAUCCUGAAGUCUUUCGUCAGGAACACGUACAGUUAUCACCUGUCAGAAAUACUAGCUACAAUCAUCAACGAAUACACAGACUGGGAGAGACCGGUACAACAUCCAAUCAAUAUAAGGGAUGAAACUCUGGAAGCCCUGAGCGACGCCCAGGUGGUGGCGCCGAUGGUGUUAACAGCAGACACACACUCGGCUUUGAGAAGAAACUCCUACUUGUACGUAUUCGACUAUCAGAGCAAGUUCGGAGACUAUCCUCAGCGCCAAGGCUGCAUUCACGGCGAGGAGCUGCCGUACAUCUUUGGAGCCCCCCUGGUGGGGGGCCUGGCCCAUUUCCCGCGCAACUACACCAAAUCCGAAGUAGCAUUGUCGGAGUCCGUCAUGCUGUACUGGGGGAAUUUCGCUAAGACUGGCAAUCCGAAUGAGGCCCAAGAAAGCGACCCCAUCAGAGCUGGGCGGCAAGAACGAGUGCGAUUGAAGAACAUGGAGUGGACGGCGUACGAAGCGGUCCACAAGAAGUAUCUGAACAUCGACACGAAGUCCAAACUGAAGAACCAUUACAGAGCUCAUAGGCUCUCAUUCUGGCUCAAUUUAGUGCCAGAUCUUCAUCGGCCCGGUGGUGAUGACGUACCACCGUCUCAUCACCAAAUAGACACCGAGGAAGUUCCUAUACUGAACGUUGUGAAUAUAACAUCUCCAUUGAACUUCAACAUUAUUGGGCUUAAUUCACCAACACAAACUACCACAGGCACUGUAACACACAAACUAGAUGCGACAACCACAACGGCUCCUGAAGACGGAUUUGCAGCUUAUUCUACCGCAUUAAGCGUUACAAUAGCCAUUGGUUGCUCGUUACUCAUUCUAAACGUGCUCAUUUUUGCUGGAGUGUACUAUCAAAGAGAUAAAACAAGAAUGAACGGCCAAGAUGGUCCGAAUGGCGCGCAUUUGAAGAAAAGGGCCGAAAAUGGACAGAUGCCAAACAACAUUUGUGGUGAUUUAGAGGGCGCUCUGACUUAUCAAACAAGUUUGAAGAACGAUCCGGCCACAAUAUUGAGCCAUCAUCACACUCAUUCGCACCAUCAGUUACCUCCGCCGGAGUUUGCUGAUUUGCCCAGUAAUAACGUUGCGAGUAUGGCUACUUUACCAAGAGCACCACCUCCCCCGAAGAUUGGAAAGACUAAUAUAAAUACCUUAGCCAGCGGUCAGUUACAGGAAAAUCAGCCGCUGCUGUCAGCUCAUCAAAUGCAGAUGAUUAAUACUAAUACGUUGACGAAAAAGAACACGCAAUUGAACGCCAAGUCGAACGUGACGAUGGAGGAAUUGAGAGUGUGACGUCAGAGGGCAUGACUGCAGCGAGCCGGCAGUUGCAGCGACGUUGUCCACCACGACGAGAUCGUGUGACUUGGGCCGGACCUUCUCAAGUGUGUGACAGAUUACAUAUAAACAAUGAACGGACCACAGAGGCGGAGGCGGUGAAUUAAUCUUUUGCGUGUGUGAACUCUCUUGAGGAAAAAAUAGACUAAAAGUCCACCGUCUCUGUGUCUCUGAGUCGAGUGAUUCUGUGCCGCUUGAAAUUGGAAGGGAAUUAGUGACAAUCAUAUCCGUAUACUGAACAUUCGUGUGUAAUAUUAAUUCUUAAUAGAAAUUUGGUGUACAUGAUUGUAAAUAUAAUUUAUCGUUUGUACAUAGUUCAGCAGCUCAGCCGCAUAUCCAUCCUAAAUACAAUUAUUGUAAUCUCGAAGUUAGAUGAUUAUAAUGAAAAUAAUGUGAUGAAUAUAAUAUUAGUCUUAAUUUCAGUUUGUCUAUAAAUAAAAUUAAUUAUUUGUACCUACGGUUGUAAGAAGUUUAAAAAUUGAGUUUACACUAGUGAUCGCAAACUUUGCUACAGUAAAUAUUAAUUGGAAUUAAAAGUGAUUGAAUCACAUUGAUUUUAAAGAGGUUAUUGGAGUUUUUGACAGAUGACUGAAGUAAUUUGCGUAUUUAAACACUGUGAGUUAAAUUAAGAGUUCGAAUGAACAAAACACCAAUUUACCGCAAAUUUAUCAAGUUAGAAGCAAUAAAAGUUUCAUCGAAAUGGUAGUGACUCAAGUAUCUUCUGAUUGGUUGCUUUUGUAUUGAGAAACAGUUCACUAAUUAGAUCAAAAUUUUCAAGCCAAGUUGUUUUAUACACUUAAUUAACACCAAUAGUGUU
Messenger RNA from Amyelois transitella, 3485 nucleotides. It is a transcript of the gene Nlg3, whose product is annotated as neuroligin-4, Y-linked. Gene Ontology annotation, biological process: chemical synaptic transmission; presynaptic membrane assembly; synaptic vesicle endocytosis. Gene Ontology annotation, cellular component: synapse; postsynaptic membrane; cell surface. The record is from RefSeq and is a predicted model, not a curated record. Bases 2 to 2626 code for a protein of 874 amino acids. Gene Ontology annotation, molecular function: signaling receptor activity; neurexin family protein binding. NCBI's taxonomy places the organism in Eukaryota, Metazoa, Arthropoda, Insecta, Lepidoptera, Pyralidae. The transcript is spliced from 12 exons.